Hirsutella rhossiliensis is the source of this 870-nucleotide messenger RNA. RefSeq names its product DEAD/DEAH box helicase. The record is from RefSeq and is a predicted model, not a curated record. Bases 1 to 870 code for a protein of 289 amino acids. The transcript is spliced from 4 exons. Gene Ontology annotation, cellular component: cytoplasm. Lineage: Eukaryota; Fungi; Ascomycota; Sordariomycetes; Hypocreales; Ophiocordycipitaceae.
AUGGCACAGAACGGAGGCGAGGCAGAGCUUCGGGCCUGGUAUCAAGCCAUUUCGCCACUGCGCGUCGACCUUGUCGGAGAUUUUGCUGGCAAGGAGCUGUUUGCCAUCCAUGGCGAUUCUCUCUGCUUCAUUGUCUCACCGAAGCGAGGGUCGACUUCACCACUUCUCCACGCCAUUCAUGCAGUCGAGAGCUUCUUAGCCCGUCUAGAGCAACGUGGAUGCAACUUCCACAUCCUCUGGUUUCGCGAUCACGAGCACCUGUGCGUCCCUGAGGGUGUUUCUGGGGAUGCCGCGUCCAACUGCCUUCGUCUGUCGCGCAUCAUCCUGAUCAAGCACCUGGAGCACUACGCCCAAUACUCGCAAGCCGGCUGGCGACCCUACCUCGCUCAGAAUGCCGUGCAAUUCUUUCUGUGUCUCGACGGCUGCGCCCUGGAUGGAUGCGCGUCACCUACCGGUGUCCAGUAUCUCGAGUUCAUUCACCACAUUGCCUUUCACGGCUACAGCGUCGCUCUUAUGAACAGCCUCGAUUUUGUGAGCUCCAAGGUUCUGGUAUCGGCCUUUUCACCCUCUUCCUGUGGCAACGAGAUUCGAAUUGAAAAACCCCGACCGAGUCCAAGGACACAAAUCCUGGCCGUCUCCGAACUUGAGCUUGACCUGGGGCUCGAGCCUGGAAGCUGGUCCCCUUGGGCCGAUGGGAAGCCGCUCUCGGUCAAGGACGCAAUCUCCUUCACUGCUCUCUGCAACAUGCUCUUGGUUAACUCCAAAAGGGGCAUCAGAGCUUGCGCCGCCGCCUACGUCCUUCACCUCUCUGCCCUGCGACACUGCAGUCUCUCGCAGAGGUCCUGCAUGGUGACGACUCGACACGCAUGA